AUGUUACAUUUAAAUAAAAGAUUACCUUUGUUGUCUAGAUAUUCUUCUAGUUUCUUCAAAGGUAGUAACAAUAACAACAACGUUAAUAUCAUUAGCAACAACAAUCAUUUCACUUUCAAACCAACAUCAUCAUCAACAUCUAUUUCACUGGUCAACGCAAUCAGUAGUAACAAUAUUGGAUUAUCAUCAAAUCAACAUCUUUGUUAUUUUUCUAGCAACAAUAACAAUAACAACAAUAAUAACAAUAACAAUAACAAUAACAAUAAUAAUAAUAAUAACAAAAAGAAUGAUAAGAAAAUUGAUGAAAUAACAUCAUUAGAUAAUGAAUCUGUAGAAGCAUUAAUUAAAUUUGACAAGACAACAAAAAAAAAUCCAUUAUUUCCAGCAAAUAGUGAAGUAUUAAUUUAUCCAACUGUUGGAGUAUAUUUUACUGGAACUGUUGGUAGCAUUUCAUUAUCAAACAAAUUCAUAGAUAGAUUGGUACCAAACACAAGUGGACACUUAUUCAUUGGUUUAUUCUUGAUAAAAGAUGAAUUCAAAUCUCUCAUCACUCCAGUGAGUGGGCCAUUGACACAAGGCAACAGAAAAUACGUUCACAAUGUUGGUGUACUCGCUCAAAUAUCGAUCACUUCUCAAAUGGGUGCUCAAUUUAUCGUACGUCAAAGAAUAGAAAUUGAUCAACAAGACCUGAAAUCGGGAGCACCAUUCUUUUUCAAGAUUAAGGAAUUUGGUGAUCAAGAACCACUCCUCCUCUCAAAUCAUCAACUGUCACCAUCUCAUUUGCCACAAAAAUUGGGUUCCCCAUCAUCGUCGUCAUCGGCAUCCAUUUUCGAUCAAAUCACCUCUGAUAUUAAAGAAGAGGAGGAAGAAGAAGCUAAUUCUACUGAAAAAGAGGCAAAGGAGACAGACGAAGAUUCAGAGAAAAGAGUAGAAAAAGAAAAAAAAGUCUCUGAAUUGAUUAAACAAAUCUCAAAGCAAGCUCAAAACUAUACUAAAGACUAUCCUGGUGUAUUUACUAGCAAUGGAAUGGAGUAUCCAUCACUACAGGCAUUGGAAAGUCAACCAGAACUCUUCCUCUCUUCAAUAAUCAACAUGUUUGUCCUCAACUACCCAGAUAAAUGCCAAAGGAUACUUGAAACACUCGGUAUCGUUGACCGUUUGCAGUUGGUAUUCGAUCUUUUAAUCGAUGAGGAGGCUUUAUUGUCCGAGCAAAGUAAAAUCUAUCAGAAAUUUGAAGAUGAAAUGUUGGCUCUUUUAAAAAUACCAGAUGGUCCAAAAAAGAUUAUUGAAGAUGAAAUUAAUAAAUUAUCAACAAUUGAUCCUUCAUCAUUAGAAUAUAACUCUUCACGAAAUUACUUGGAUUGGUUAACAAAUUUACCAUGGUUGACCUAUACACCAGAGUUUUUUGAUCUCCAAUAUUCAAAACAAGUACUCGAUCAAGAUCACUAUGGUUUAACAGAUAUCAAACAAAGAAUAUUGGAAUUUAUUUCAAUUGGUCAUAUUAAAGGAUCGGUACAAGGAAAGAUUAUUUGUUUUGUUGGUCCACCAGGAACAGGUAAAACAUCGAUUGCCAAAUCAAUUGCCAAUUGUUUAAAGAGAGAAUUUUACAGAUUCUCUGUUGGUGGUCUCUUUGAUGAGGGAGAAAUUAAAGGACACCGAAGAACCUACAUAGGAUCAAUGCCAGGUAAAUUGAUUCAAUGUAUGAAGUUGGUCAAAAGUUCAAACCCUGUCAUCCUUAUCGAUGAAAUUGACAAGAUUGGCAAGAGAAACUUGGGUGAUCCAUCAUCGGCAUUGUUGGAGGUAUUGGAUCCAGAACAAAACGUUUCAUUUAUCGACAACUAUCUAGAUGUACCAUACGAUCUAUCUAGGGUUUUGUUUAUCUGCACUGCCAACAGUGAUCAAACAAUCCCAGGUCCAUUGUUUGAUCGUAUGGAAGUAAUCUAUCUUUCUGGUUAUGUAGAAGAGGAACAAAUUCAAAUUGUCACCAAUUUUAUCAUCCCAAAGACACUUGUAGAGUGUGGUAUCAAACAGGAACAACUCAAGAUCGAUGCAGACGUUGUCAAGAUGCUUGUCAAGUUUUAUAGCAGAGAAGUUGGAAUUCGUGAGCUCGAGCGAUUGAUUGAGCGUAUUAUGAGAAAGGCUGCACUCAAAAUCGUCAAUGGAGCUGAAUCAAUUCACGUCACAAAUGACAACAUCGAAGAGUAUCUAGGUAUUCCAACUUACUCAUCGGAUCGAUACUAUGAUGUCACACCAGUAGGUGUAGUUAAUGGUUUGGCUUGGUCUGCACGUGGUGGUUCAACUCUAUACAUUGAAACUAUUGUAGAGAAAUCAAAACAACAAGAAACUAUUCAAGAUGAUGUGGAAGAGGCAACUAUUAUCGAUAAUAAUAAUAAUAAUAAUAGUGGCGAUAAACCAACUGUUGUACAACCAUCCUCUCCGUCAUCGCAACCAUCUGGAUUCGUACCAAGACUACGUACAACAGGUAAAUUGGGAGAUGUAAUGACAGAGAGUACAAACAUUGCCUACACUUUUGCCAAAAACUUUUUAGCCCAAAUAGAUCCGACCAAUCAAUUCUUUGAAAAUCAUUCUUUACAUAUGCAUGCACCUCAAGGUGGUAUUCCCAAGGAUGGUCCAUCAGCAGGUGUAACCAUGGUAACAUCACUCAUAUCUCUUGCAUUGAAUGAACCCGUACUCAAUAAUCUUGGAAUGACAGGUGAGAUUACAAUCACAGGAAAGGUACUCACCAUUGGUGGUGUCAAAGAGAAAACAAUCGCUGCAAAGAGAUCUGGUCUCACAUCUAUCGUUGUACCUUCAAAUAACAAAAUAGAUUAUGCAGAACUACCGGCUUAUAUUAAACAAGAUAUCAAUGUUUUCUUUGCCUCUGAUUAUAGCGACGUUUUUGCAAUCGCUUUCCCAAACAAGUUACAUUUUUUAAAUAAAUAA
Messenger RNA from Cavenderia fasciculata, 2943 nucleotides. RefSeq names its product peptidase S16. Gene Ontology annotation, biological process: protein catabolic process; mitochondrion organization; chaperone-mediated protein complex assembly. The transcript has 4 exons. Gene Ontology annotation, cellular component: mitochondrial matrix. Lineage: Eukaryota; Evosea; Eumycetozoa; Acytosteliales; Cavenderiaceae. Gene Ontology annotation, molecular function: single-stranded DNA binding; ATP binding; ATP-dependent peptidase activity. The record is from RefSeq and is a predicted model, not a curated record. Bases 1 to 2943 code for a protein of 980 amino acids.